AUAGACCUUCGAAGCUCAUGCAGGAGCUUGCGAAUGCUUCAAGUUCUAGAGUCUAGCUAGCUAGGGAGGAUCUGGGCGGCAUUGAAAAAGAUGGCACAGACGGCCUCAUCCUACUGCGGCCACCACACCCCCACAGCUUUGCAAUGUAGCAACGAAAGGCGACAUAGCAGCUUGCAGUGCGGCAGCCACCUCGGUCCUUUUCUCUCUCCCUUACGGUCGUGCCAUCGCCUGCGGUACAAUUUUGCCCGGCCUAGCCAGCAUCUCAAACUGCAAACACGAAGUGACGUUUCUGUUCGGGCGGCUGUAGACCAGGAGCCAAAGACCGAAAAGGAGCAGAAGGAAAAAGCAGAGGGUCCAGGGGCGUCUGGUCAGCAGGACCCAGAGGAGGUUACGAAAAAGUAUGGCUUGGAAGCUGGGCUUUGGCAGAUAUUCAAAAGCAAGGAUGGGGAGACCAGCGAAAGUAAGGGCAAGAGCCGGGGGCAGCAAGCAAAGGAUCUUUUAGCAAAAUAUGGCGUUGCGUACAUUGGGACCAGUGUGGCACUGUCCCUGAUCUCCAUAACAGUGUGCUAUCUGCUGAUCAAUUCAGGGGUUGACGUGCCUGCGUUGUUGGAGAAGGUGGGCAUUCACACUAACGAGCAAGGGGAAAAGGUUGGGACCUUUGCCCUAGCAUAUGCAGCUCACAAGGCUUUGUCGCCCGUUCGUUUCCCACCUACCGUUGCCUUGACCCCAGUAGUUGCAAACUUCUUUGGCAAGAAAGCAGAUGAGAGUGGCGGGGAGAAGUAGGAUGGUUUAGGACGGCGUUGUAUUUUAUGUUUUGUGUACAGAAUUGGAGUCGGCAAGUUAGGUUGGUGACAGAGUGCUAUGAUAUCUGAAGUGGUCAAGAGCGAGUUUUAAACUCGGUGAGUGGACACCAAGUGGUCUUAAUUGCCAUAGAAGCUGCUGCGGCUCCUGGUAUCAUUCAUCAACAGGGUUAAAUACGGCUUAUUUGUUGCCCCAUGUUGCGCGAAAUAGUAUUUUUGUUUCGGAGAAGAU
This is a messenger RNA of Klebsormidium nitens, 1032 nucleotides long. NCBI's taxonomy places the organism in Eukaryota, Viridiplantae, Streptophyta, Klebsormidiophyceae, Klebsormidiales, Klebsormidiaceae. The record is from the annotation of a GenBank genome assembly.